CAUAGACUCGAUACCACUGCAAAUACUAGAGACCGGGCAAUAUUCUUCAUUUAUCGCAAUAGUGAUAUUUAAAUAAUAAUAUAAAUAUUCCACGUAGUAAUAUUUAUUGCCGACUUUGCUAACGAUUAUUACAAACGUUAUCCUAAAUAAUAUUGCUCUAAACAAGGAGAAAAACCUGCUGGCCCCCCGUAGAAGCUGUUGUUUCAUGCUAUUCUCUUUCCUUCCCGCUUUUUUUAACGUUGAUAACGGUUACACUGAUGGUCUCUGUAGAGGUUUUAAGUCUUCAAUAUUAACUAAAGUUGAUUACGCCAACUUGCGGCAGUGUGAGACUCUUGAAGAUAUCAAACUACACCUUAAAAAUUCCGAAUAUGGGAUUUUAUUGUCCACAGAGCCUGAAGUUAUCAACGUUGCAACCCUUUCUGAUAAGCUUCAAGAACACUUAGUCAAUCACUUUAAAACUUUGCGGACACACUCUGUGGAGCCCACCACUUCUUUUCUUAACUAUAUAACCUAUAGCUAUAUGAUAGAUAACAUCAUUUUGCUUUUAAGUGGUAUAUUGCACGAAAGAGACAUAUCUGAACUUUUAAAGAAGUGCCAUCCACUAGGAUUUUUUGAUUCCAUCGGCUCUCUCACGAUUGCCUCUUCUCCUGAAGAAUUAUACAACUUAGUGUUAAUUGACACCCCGCUAGCUCCCUAUUUUAAGAACUGUUUAACUAUUGAUGAUCUUAAUGGACUUAAUAUUGAAAUUAUAAGAAAUCUGUUAUAUAAGUCUUAUAUUGAAGAUUUUGUGGAGUUCUGCCUAAACUUGGGAGGAGAAACUGCAGAAGUUAUGAAGGAAAUACUAGCUUUUGAGGCUGACCGCCGAGCUUUUAUAAUUACAAUUAACUCUUUUGGGACAGAAUUAAAAAAAGAGGAGCGUAUAAAGUUGUUUCCUCACUACGGGAGGCUAUACCCGGAAGGGCUAAGCUUAUUAGCAAACUGCGAUAGUUAUGAACAAGUUCGAGAGGUCGCUGGUUUUUAUUCUGAAUAUAACGUUCUUUUUGAGUGCGCUGACUUGGACACUGGAAGAACACUUGAAGAUAUGUUUUAUGAAUAUGAAGUUGCUUUGAACAAGCGCUCUUUUUUAAGCCAUUUUAACUUGGGAAUUUAUUACUCUUACGUAAGACUAAAGGAACAGGAGUGUCGCAAUAUAGUUUGGAUUUCCGAAUGCGUCUGUCAAAAUCAUAAAGCUAAAAUUGAUAACUUUAUACCGAUUUAUUAA
Molecule: messenger RNA, 1261 nt
Organism: Zophobas morio
Lineage: Eukaryota; Metazoa; Arthropoda; Insecta; Coleoptera; Tenebrionidae
Product: V-type proton ATPase subunit d-like
Exons: 8
Coding region: 206-1261 (351 amino acids)
Biological process (GO): vacuolar acidification; proton transmembrane transport; vacuolar transport
Cellular component (GO): lysosomal membrane; proton-transporting V-type ATPase, V0 domain; plasma membrane proton-transporting V-type ATPase complex
Molecular function (GO): proton-transporting ATPase activity, rotational mechanism
Source: RefSeq, a predicted model, not a curated record